AUGGCCGUUAUCAGUUAUCAACGCGUCGACUAGCGAACACGAUUUUUUGGAUUUUUAUCAACGGCGGCAAACUUCUAAAGUGUCAGGCUAUUAUUAUUAUUUUCCACCGGACAAGUUUUUCGGCCAGUGCCUACCGCAGGCCGGCUAUCGCGCGCGCGCUGUCGUCCGCUCCAUACACGUGUUCGCGUACUAAUGCACACAGUCUUUCUCUCUCACGCGUGUGAUCUGCUCUUGUGCGUCGCCGUCACGUCGGGUAACACUCCCGGUUCUCGCCGCCGUAGGUGUUAUUGGUGAAUCAUUAUUAUGCGCUCGGGCCUUGGCGAAAAUGUCGUGUGAACGCCGACGACGGUGUAUCAUCGCGUUGACCGGACCACGAACAUUAAUAACAACAACAACGAAAACAAUUCCGCCGCCGCCACCGCCACCUUCGUCAUUCCGGUUCUGUAGCAACGCUUUUAACCUUGACUGUUGCGCUCUUUGACCCGUCCACUACAGAGACGUACGCGUGGACGUAUCCCUAUUUAACGGCCAGUAUAUCUUCUGCCAGCGCGCAAUUGAGCCGCAUACGCACUACUAUGGAGUGCGACAAUCUCGACGAGUGCAUCCAGAACUGGGACUCGAUCGCUGGCGAGUACAAGACUCUUGAGAAUGUUAAUAAAGAGUAUUUGGCCAAAGUGGAAGAAGUUAGUGAUCUUCAAGGACAGUGUAUGAAACAAGUUAGUCACCAAAAAUACAGAUUAAAUUUCAUAGCAAAAUCAUUAAAAAAAUUUGAUAAAGAUGAACGUCAAGACAUUGUUCAGCGACUUUGGAAAGAUAUCAACCAUCGUCGUCAACAACUAUCUGAUAUUGAACAAUCACUGCCUAAGCCAAACGGAUCAUACCUAAAAAUUAUUUUGGGCAAUGUAAAUGUGUCAAUUCUGAAUAAAGAAGACAAGUUUCGUUACAAAGAUGAAUAUGAAAAAUUCAAACUGGUUCUAAGCAUAAUUGGUUUCUUUUUAUCACUUAUGAAUUUGCUUACCAAGAAACGAGCACUUGAAUUGACUUUUUUGUUUCUGUUAGUCUGGUACUAUUGUACAUUGACAAUACGUGAGAGCAUAUUGAAAGUUAAUGGUUCUAAAAUCAAAGGCUGGUGGCGGGUUCAUCAUUUCAUAUCAACUGUAGCUUCAGCCGUGUUACUUGUUUGGCCCAAUUCAGAAACAUGGUUUAUAUUUAGGCCACAAUUUAUGAUUUUUAAUGUACUCAUUAGUGUAGUUCAAUCAUUCCAAUUUGUGUACCAGCAAGGAGUCUUAUAUAGACUAAAAGCAUUAGGUGAACGUCAUAACAUGGAUAUUACCAUAGAAGGUUUUCAUUCUUGGAUGUGGCGUGGUCUUAGUUUUCUAUUACCAUUUUUAUAUUUAGGAUAUAUUUUCCAACUAUACAAUGCAUAUACUCUAUAUAAGUUGUGUUACCAUCCACAUGCUACUUGGCAGGUUCCUGUCUUAUCAGGGUUAUUUUUUAUUUUGUUCCUGGGAAAUACAAUCACUACUUCAAUGGUCAUUCCACAAAAACUAAAAGAAGUGAAAAUAAGAAGAAUUAUAAAGACAUAUACACGAAAAAUGUCUGGCAACCGACUAGGAGCUGACCCGAAAAGUGACUGAAAAUUAAUUUAAAAGAUAUCAAUGAAUUACAACUUCAAGACCUUUAUGACUGUUAAAGUGUACCUAUAUAGAUGAAGAAUUACCUUUUGUUAAAAUAUUUUCGUUUAGUUAAAUGAAAAAUAUAUAUUAUAGUUUAUAUUGUCAUAGAUUA
Messenger RNA from Sipha flava (yellow sugarcane aphid), 1788 nucleotides. RefSeq names its product transmembrane protein 120 homolog. NCBI's taxonomy places the organism in Eukaryota, Metazoa, Arthropoda, Insecta, Hemiptera, Aphididae. Gene Ontology annotation, cellular component: membrane. The record is from RefSeq and is a predicted model, not a curated record. The transcript is spliced from 8 exons. Bases 576 to 1637 code for a protein of 353 amino acids.